AUGGCGUCCGGUAACGUCCAGCGUCGACCACACAGAACCUCUUCGGCUGCUUUGCAGUGGACAACACUCUUCUACCUCCUCCUCAUCUUUGUCUGUCCAUUGGCUUUGAUCGGGAGAGUGAAUGCGCAAGAUCAAACACCCUUGAACGACUCAGACAGCAAUUAUGGCACCGUCAUCGGUAUCGAUCUGGGCACGACAUACUCCUGCGUCGGUGUGAUGCAGAACGGCAAGGUCGAGAUCAUUGUGAACGACCAAGGAAAUCGGAUAACACCUUCAUACGUGGCAUUCACCGAUGAAGAGCGGUUGGUGGGAGACGCGGCGAAGAACCAAUAUGCGUCGAACCCGACCAGGACGAUUUUUGAUGUCAAACGUUUGAUCGGCCGUAAAUUCGAGGACAAGGAUGUUCAGCGAGACCUGAAACACUUCCCCUUCAAAGUCGCCAACAAAGAUGGCAAGCCGGUGAUCAAUGUCGAAGUUUCUGGCAAGCCCAAGACCUUUACGCCUGAAGAAAUCUCUGCCAUGAUUCUGGGCAAGAUGAAGGAAGUUGCGGAGGCAUACCUAGGCAAGAAAGUCACCCACGCAGUUGUCACGGUCCCGGCAUACUUCAACGACGCUCAGCGACAGGCCACCAAAGAUGCUGGCACUAUCGCUGGCUUGACUGUUCUGCGUGUUGUCAACGAGCCCACUGCCGCAGCUAUCGCUUACGGCCUUGACAAGAAAGGCAAAGAGAGCCAGAUUAUCGUCUACGAUCUCGGUGGCGGUACUUUUGAUGUUUCCCUUUUGUCAAUUGAAGACGGUGUUUUCGAGGUCUUGGCCACCGCCGGUGAUACCCAUCUUGGUGGCGAAGAUUUCGACCAACGAGUGAUUGAUUACUUUGUCAAGAAAUUCAACAAGGAGAACGACGUUGAUAUUCGCAAGGACCUGAAGACCAUGGGCAAGCUGAAGCGUGAGGUCGAGCGAGCCAAGCGAACCCUCUCUUCCCAAAUGUCUACUCGAAUCGAAAUCGAAGCUUUCCACAACGGAAAGGACCUCUCCGAGACGUUGACGAGGGCCAAGUUCGAGGAGUUGAACAUGGACCUGUUCAAGAAGACGCUCAAGCCGGUAGAACAGGUUUUGAAAGACGCCAAGGUCAAGAAAUCUGAGAUUGAUGACAUCGUCCUUAUCGGUGGUUCAACCCGUAUCCCCAAGGUUCAGUCAAUGAUCGAGGAGUUCUUUGGUGGCAAAAAGGCCAGCAAGGGUAUCAACCCAGACGAAGCCGUCGCAUAUGGCGCCGCCGUUCAGGGUGGUGUUCUUUCUGGCGAAACUGGAACGGAAGACCUCAUACUCAUGGAUGUCAACCCUCUUACUCUCGGCAUUGAGACCACCGGUGGAGUCAUGACCAAACUCAUUCCGCGAAACACCCUGGUACCGACCAAGAAAUCUCAAAUUUUCUCGACGGCCGCGGACAACCAGCCCGUGGUGCUUAUCCAGGUUUUCGAAGGCGAACGAGCAAUGACUAAGGACAACAACCUUUUGGGCAAAUUUGAACUCACCGGUAUUCCUCCUGCCCCUCGUGGUGUUCCUCAGAUUGAAGUGUCGUUCGAGCUCGACGCCAACGGCAUCCUCAAGGUCUCUGCUGGCGACAAAGGCACUGGCAAAUCUGAGUCAAUCACCAUCACGAACGACAAGGGACGUCUCACCCAGGAGGAAAUCGACCGAAUGGUAGCAGAAGCUGAAGAGUUUGCUGAAGCAGAUCGCGCCAUCAAGGACAAGAUCGACGCUCGCAACAAGUUGGAGAACUAUGCCUCGUCAUUGAAGAACCAAGUCCACGACGAGGACGGGCUCGGUGGCAAGAUCGACGACGAAGACAAAGAAACUCUUCUGGACGCAAUCAAGGAGACGCAAGACUGGCUUAGCGACAACGCCGAUUCUGCUGACAAGGAUGACUUUGAGGAGCAAUUUGAGAAGCUCUCUCAAGUGGCAUAUCCCAUUAGCAGCAAGCUAUACGCUGGUGGUGCAGGUGGCAUGCCAGACUAUGGGGAUGAUGACGAGGAGCCUCUGGGACACGAUGAGCUGUGA
This is a messenger RNA of Fonsecaea erecta, 2058 nucleotides long. RefSeq names its product chaperone DnaK. The record is from RefSeq and is a predicted model, not a curated record. Bases 1 to 2058 code for a protein of 685 amino acids. Gene Ontology annotation, cellular component: endoplasmic reticulum chaperone complex; endoplasmic reticulum lumen; membrane. NCBI's taxonomy places the organism in Eukaryota, Fungi, Ascomycota, Eurotiomycetes, Chaetothyriales, Herpotrichiellaceae. The transcript has 2 exons. Gene Ontology annotation, molecular function: ATP binding; misfolded protein binding; ATP-dependent protein folding chaperone. Gene Ontology annotation, biological process: protein refolding; endoplasmic reticulum unfolded protein response; cellular response to unfolded protein.